This is a messenger RNA of Caenorhabditis angaria, 6480 nucleotides long. Lineage: Eukaryota; Metazoa; Nematoda; Chromadorea; Rhabditida; Rhabditidae. The record is from the annotation of a GenBank genome assembly.
AUGAGCAAUACAAAAAAGGAACGAGAAAGGCCGUAUUAUCGAGAUUUAGAUGAUCCCGAAUUCAUCAAAGAACUUCAACGUCCAGCUGUCAUUAAGGUUGGUUGAUUUUUGGCUUUUUCAGAGUUUUCCCUCUUCUUCUACUUCAAUUCUUCAUUGAUUAAAAAAAAUAAAUAAUUGCCCACAAAAAACUGGAAGUAAAAAAUGUAUGUUCCAAAAGGAGGAGCAAAAAUGAAUAAAAAUUGAGGAAAAUUAGAUUUCUUACGAAGAAAUUUGAUUUUAUUCAAAAAAUUAGAAGAGGGUGUCAUUUGUCUUACUUUCGCAGUGUUGAUUCGUUGUUUGGUACUGUGGUUUCAAUUUUCAGCUAUUUUUGGUAUACCACUUUUAUCAACUUUUAUCAAAAGAAAACAUUUAAAAAUAUCUUGUCCCCAAUUUUAGAUGUCUUCUGUCACCCAGUUUUUCGGUAAUAUAAUAAUUAUAGUAUUGUGAUGUAUAAUUCAAUAUUUUUUUCAUAAGUUUAGAGAGUUUCAUUUUUAUGACGAAAAUGGUUAAAAACAUGCUCAAAGCUUUCUCCAGAUUAACAUAACUGAAGCUUUAGAUAAAAAAAAUUUUGUAUCAGAAUUCUGAUUUUGUUUCCAGUUGUUCAGUUUUUAAAUGUUCACAUAAUUAUAGCCUGGGAAAGUAUACUUUUAAGUUUUUUUAGUGCAGAAAUCUGAUUUUUUCCUUCAAUAAUGUUCUGAUGUCUUUUUCGAAUUCCACCUAUUUUUUUUUAGUCACUUAGUUUCUUAAUUUCCACAUAAUUACACCCUAAUGAUAAAUUGUACUCUUAUACUGUUUUAAAAGAAAAAAAAUUGAUAUUUUCUUAUGAAAGUUACAAAUAAUAGAAGACAGACUUUUUGGAUGAGGAAUGUUAAAAAAUUGUUUGAAUUAAUCAAAUUAAGAAAAAUGGUUUUUUAUGUCCCGAGUAAUCUUGAGUAGGAUAUUCUUCAAAAGUUGAGUUAAUUUUGGAUGCUAAACUAUAGAAAAAUAUUUGUACCCAUAAAAACAUGUAAUGUUGAGCUUUGAAGCAUUGAGGCUGACUUUGAGGCUUUUAGUAAGGCUUUUAGUGUCGGUUCGUUUUGUUUUGGUAUAAUGAGAUAGGCUUUUGCUUUUAAGAUUUUGUGAUGCAAAUGAAUCCAAAGUAAGAGUAAUUUUUAGUGCUCUGGUUUUUUAGUCACCCAGUUUUUCUCAUUUUGAUUAUUGCCCAGAAACAUAUAUUUAAUUUUUUCUGAAAGUGCAACAAAAAUUGGUCUAAUACUGGCUGGAACUAUGUAUUCGAUACUUUUUUGGAAUAUCUUGAAUUCAUUUCAAAUGUUCACAUCUUUCUGUUUUUAAUUUUGGGAAAGACAAAAUAUUUCUUGCUUCGCUCUCCUUCCAAUUUCAUUUUCUUCAAACUUUACGAAGAUUUUUGAAGGUUAGAAGCCCAACUACAUUUUUUUUCGAACUUUUUCCCCUUAAUCAAUUUUUCUCAUGAAAGCCAAAAAAUAGAAACAAAAGUGUUGGCUCUCAACAUUUUCCUUUUCUGCUCCGAACAAUCCAAAUCCAUUUCAUUUCAUCGGAUUAGUGUCUCAUUCAAUAUGUUUUUUCUUUUUCUUUUUCUUCUUCUUCUUUUUUGCUGCAAUUUUUUAUGCUCCAUUCCCCCAAGAUUUAGUUGUCUCAACCAAAAAAAAGAUGUCCAUAAUGAAGAAAAGGGCGGAUGAACUGCUGCCAAGUAUGUAUCUAUCUUCUAGUAGGAUAGCUUUCAAUUUAAUCAGCUCUGGAAUAAGAAAAAAGAUGAGAUGAAGAAGAAGAGGGAAAGGAAAAAAGGCGCGAAACUGAAAGUAGAACAAAAAAAACAUAUGGAGAACGAGAUUUUUCAGGAGGAUUUGUCAGAGAUGGAGAGACGAAAGAGAGUGCGGCAAAUAUUAGAAUCAAAAUCAUUUUGCGAUGAGCUCGAACAUAUGAUACGUCAGGUCUGAGUUUCGACUUCCGUUCUUCUCAUUUUUUAUCUAGGUUUUUUUCUUGCCUCGCGCCAAAAAUAUAAUCAUCAUAGCAACCCUUUUUUCAUAGUUACCUCUUACUUUUUUAAUUUGCAGAUUUAAUGGAAGAAUAUAUAAUCUGGUUAUUUUUAGGAUUGUGAUACUUCACAAAAAGAUCCAGAUCGAUUGCAGAAAGUUCAAAAAUUGAGCGAGUUGACUAAUUUGAAAAGUGUCAUGUCUUUUGCAAAUUUGCAUAAUCAAGGUGAGUUGUUCAUUGAAUAGUUUUAAUUUUAAUAACAGAAUAUUUUUCAAACACUCAUAAUACUCUUUGUUGAAUUUUAAUUCAACAAAGAGUAUUAUGAGUAUUAAAAGGCAAUUACUGAAUGGGAACUUCUUAAAGGGAACAGUUCCCAUUUUUAUGGGAACAAAAAAUGGGAACCGUUCCCUUUUUUAUGGGAACAUAUUUGCAUUAUAUUUUCUGUCUUAAUGGGAACCAAAAAUUGUACUGUUAUUUGGCUUAAUGGGAACACGAAUAUGUCAUGCUUUAUGGGAACCAAAUAAUAAUUGAGUAGAUGGGAACUUUUUUCGAAAAAUUAUUUUUGAUUUUUUUCCAAUAUUAAUUAGAGGUACGAUUUUUUAAUAUUAAUUAUGGAAGUUGGAAUUAAUUCAGAUAAUUUUAAUUCACAUUUUUUGUAAAAAUUCGUUUUUUUCAUAAUAUUUUUUCUGAAAAAGACAUAAGUCCCAAAGUGUGUCAUAUAUCAACAGUUGUUUUCUAAAGCGGAUUGUUAAAAAUUUUACGUCUAGAGGUAUUCUAAUCUUUGGAAGAUUUUUUAUAUCAAUAAUAAUGAUAAGAUUUGAUUACAAACCAAUUUUGAUUAUAAAAAAGAUUUUCAAAUAACUUUAUUCUUUCGUUUAGAGUAAACUUCGAGUUUUCGGAAAAUUUCGUUCACAGAUUUACCUGAAAAUAAUUGUUCAAAUAGAUAAAUGCACAUGUUUUUCCUGAAUUAUUUCUGACGGGUACGAGAUUUCCCAAAACAUGCAUCUCGGUCUCUUCAAAAUUCGUGCACUUUUUCUCGUUUGACGCGGUUUUUUUAGCACCAAGGUGCGAAAAUUUUUGACGGGUGUCAAAAAUCUGAUCAAAAUUUUCGAUAUAUUUCGAAUUUCUAAGAAGUGGUCCGAUUUUUAACAGAACUAAAACUUCGCAUUGAGUUGUUCAUUUCAAAUUUGGAUAUUGCAAUUUUCUGGUCGAGAUUUUUGGCACAUACAUUUGAAAAAUGUGUUUUGAAAUUUUGUAGAAAAAAUGUUUUGAAAAUAUUUGAAAAGUGUGUGAAUUAAAAUUAUCUGAAUUAAUUCCAACUUCCAUAAUUAAUAUUAAAAAAUCGUACCUCUAAUUAAUAUUGGAAAAAAAUCAAAAAUAAUUUUUCGAAAAAAGUUCCCAUCUACUCAAUUAUUAUUUGGUUCCCAUAAAGCAUGACAUAUUCGUGUUCCCAUUAAGCCAAAUAACAGUACAAUUUUUGGUUCCCAUUAAGACAGAAAAUAUAAUGCAAAUAUGUUCCCAUUUUUAGUUCCCAUAAGAAUGGGAACCGUUCCCUUUAAGAAGUUCCCAUUCAGUAAUUGCCUAUUAAAAUAAUAAUUUCGUUUCUGAAAUCCAUUUUAAUAAUUGAAAAAAAUUCAAAUGAAACGUUUUCAUUUUCAGGAAAUAUAAUUGGAAUUGCCGAUAUUAAGAACAAUGAUAAGUAUUCAAAAAUCGAAAGGAAUCAGCGAAACAAACUGGCUAGUUUAUUUCGCAUUGCGGAACUAUUUCAAUGGGCUCAAGGAAUCAAUAAUGAAAUUACUGUAAGUGGUGACAAAAGUCUUCCCUCUAGGUUUAAUUUGUUUUCCAGUUCCGAAUGCGAACAUCUUCAAGCAAUGAUAAAUUUGAGUAUUUGAUGAAUCCCUAUGGGUUACUGUAUCAAGAAAUAACAGCGGGUUCAUUGAUCAAACUUGAUGAAGAAGGAAUUGUUUUAGAUGGAGGAAUUCUCAACGCAGAUGUUAAUUUUGUAAGAAAUAUGUAUGUAUUUAUAGCAUUCUUAAUCUUUUUUUUUUAGAAUUCAUUCCUCACCCAUACAAAAAUCUACAACUCAAAUAAUUCUAUAAAAUGUAUACUGCAUAUGCAUACUGCUGUUGUAGCUGCAGUUUCGAGCAUGAAAUGCGGUUUGAUUCCACUUUGUCAAGAAGCUAUGAUUAUUGGACCAAUUGCAUAUUGUGAUUUCGAGGUAUUAAAACAAUUUGUUUUGCAGUUAAGGAUUAUCUAAUCAUAUUUUACAGCCUGAUGAAUCAGAUGGCCAACUCAAUGAUAGAAUAGCAACGUUGCUCACAGAUAAAAAUGUAAUAUUUCUUCGUAAUCGUGGUUUCAUUGUUGCCGGUGAAUCUGUUGAACACGUAGCUUUUCUCACAAAUAAUGUGAUAAUUGCAUGUGAAACACAAGUUCGUGCAGCUCGCGUUGGACUCGAGAAUCUUGUUAUUCCAAAUGAAUCGCAAAUUCAGAAAACUUAUAGAAAUUCAAGGAAUAUGAGUGAGUUUUUUUUACUAAUGAUAACCUCGAUAUAAAUGGAUUUUCAGCCAAUUCUUUGCGACGAAAUGAGAAAAUUGAAUACAAUAUAGGAGAUAUUGAAUGGGAAUCUUGGAUGAGAGUUUUAGAUCAUGCUAAUUAUAAAACCGGUCAUAUUUAUCGACAACCACAACUUCGCUCAAAAUCAGCAAUGGCUGGACAGUCAAAUGUUAAUAAUAAUGAUGUUGCAUUACCACCUUCCGCUUCUGCAUACGGACAGGUAACAGAUUUUGGGAAACAUUGAGUUAAUUAUAAAGGACCUGACAGGAACAAAACUUUUUUACAAACUUGUUCUGACAUAGAGCUAAAAUAGAAAGGUUUUCUGAAAGUAUUAUCCUACCAAAUUGAAUAAUUAUAUUUUUCUUCUCAUUCUGCAGUUUACCUCAAUUGUAUAAUUUUUAGAUUGAUGAGACUGAUUCUGAAAGUGUCACUUCACAUCGUCUAUCAAUGUUGCGUAAAGAACAAGAAAGAGUGAAAUGGUUGAACAGCCCAAACGCUUAUCAAAAAGUUGAAUUUCUUGAAUAUGGUGCAGAUAAUCCGAAAAAAAUCACCAAGUGGGUACAAGACACAAAUUCGCCAUCAGCAAGUGGAACACCAGUCAAAAUUAACAGUGUUCAUCAAUUCAGUCCAGCAUCUAAAAAUCCAAAAGAAUUCAAGGAGAAACAACGAACUAUUAAAGAAAAUCGACGACUUGGCACAACUACAGCCGGUCCACAAAGUCAGAUAUUUGAGAGUAACACAUUUGAUGAUAUUUCGUUGAUUGUUAAGGUAUACUUUGUUUUUAAUUCAUUAAACAUAUUGUUUUCUUCAGACAUCAAGCAGCAAUGGUGAAAACUUUGGGCAAAGUACCACAAAUGAUAGAGCUAUUCUGAUUGGAACAGCCAGCAAAGGAAUUAUUGAUCGACAAUAUCAACAUCAUGCACAAGUAUAUCAACAGAUAUAUGCACCAAAUCCUUUUUCGAUUGAAACUGAUGAAGAUAUUCGGAGAUAUAUGGAAUAUGUGAGUAAAAUCAAAGAUUUUCAGAAAAAUAUCAUUAUUUGGAUUUUUUCACAGAGUUUUCUAAUAAAAACACUAUUUUCAUUAGUUGAAAAAUCUUUUUUGGAAACGGAAACAUUGAAAAUUAACGUUUUUCAGGUUUCGAGACAAGCAGAAAAACCACCAGUUGAUUUCAGUAUUUACGCUGAUUGUGAAGGAGGUUAGGCAUUCGCCAAGAUAUAUAUUUUAUCAAUCAUUUGAUAUUUUUAGAUACUGUAUCUCUGAUGCAAGGUGUUCGUGAACAUAAAUUGAAUCAACUCAGUGCUUCUGAUGAUCAAAUUGAUAAACAAGAUUUAGUUAUAAAAAACGGUAAACAUUUUGAUGUUCAUUCUUGUCUGGUUGCAUCCUAUCAUUAAUUUCGCUAUUCUCUUUUCACUUCUGUUCUAUUUUCAGCACAUGUUUCACAAGAAAGCAUUGUCGACACUUCGCUAAUGAGUAAUUCAGUUGUCCUAGAUUGUAGGUUUUGUCUUUUCAGACUCAAUUUUUUGAGUGUAACGGAAAAUGCAUGUAUGAAUACUCUUUUCUAGAUUUUCCGUCACCAGCAAUUUCACCAAUUAUGGACACCGAAAGUAGUAGUGAAGGUAUGCAUGAUUAUGAUUCACUCAUUUUUUGUUUGCAAAAAUAGAAAAAUUUUUAAAUUUUACUAACAAAUGCUUACUCACCAAGCUUUUAUAGGUGCAACAACUAGUCGAUCUUUUACUGCUGGAACUGAUGAUCUGGUAUGUUUUUUAUAACAAUUUGAAAAAGAUUUAUUGAAAAAGUUUUAUUUUCAGGUUGGCAAAAAGGAUGUGACAAAGAAAAAGAAGAAGGGAUUUUUGUCAUUUAUUCGAAAAAAGGAUAAAGCAUCAACAUCAUCUUAA